Messenger RNA from Pterocles gutturalis (yellow-throated sandgrouse), 487 nucleotides. RefSeq names its product two pore calcium channel protein 2-like. Gene Ontology annotation, biological process: transmembrane transport; monoatomic ion transport. Gene Ontology annotation, cellular component: lysosomal membrane. The transcript has 6 exons. Gene Ontology annotation, molecular function: monoatomic ion channel activity; voltage-gated channel activity. The record is from RefSeq and is a predicted model, not a curated record. NCBI's taxonomy places the organism in Eukaryota, Metazoa, Chordata, Aves, Pterocliformes, Pteroclidae. The annotation marks the transcript as partial.
GUGGUUUUCUAUGCAUUUGCUAUAACUGGCAUAAUGCUAUUUCAAGGUGCUGUUGUUCCCAUGGGAAAUAUCAGUGCUAUCAAUACAACGUAUGGUAACGGCACUCUGCAGUGUGGGACCUACGAACAGCUGGAAUAUUGGCCGAACAACUUCGAUGACUUUGCUGCAGCAGUGGUGACUCUCUGGGAUGUGAUGGUGGUGAACAACUGGCAAGUCUUCUUGGAAGCAUUUUCGAGAUACUCAAGUCCGUGGGCAAAGAUCUAUUUUGUAGUUUGGUGGUUGAUCUCCUCUGUCAUCUGGGUUAAUCUCUUCGUAGCUUUACUUCUAGAGAACUUUAUUCACAAGUGGGACCGUCGCUGUCAUCGGGAGCCUCUUUCAGAUAUUGAGUACCAGAGGACAGUUGAACUAAUGUUCAGAGAUGUUUUGGAAGAACCUACAGAGGAAGAGCUGAUGGAAAAACUGCACCAGCAUCCACACCUGCAGUUAU